UAAGCAUGAUGAUGACUCCCUUUUGUAUAGUUUCGAAUUCUCCGUCUCUUGAAAAUUCUCUUCCAGAUCUCUCUCUCUCUCUCUGGGCAACGACGCAGAUCACUUCCUAUGGCGGCGGAGAAAUGGGUGUACAUGGUGACGGCUCAAACCCCGACGAACAUCGCUGUGAUUAAGUAUUGGGGAAAAAGAGACGAGGUCCGUAUCCUCCCCGUUAACGACAGCAUCAGCGUAACUCUCGAUCCCGAUCACCUCUGCACCGUCACCACCGUCGCCGUCAGUCCAGCUUUCGAUCGUGAUCGAAUGUGGCUCAAUGGCAAGGAGAUCUCUCUUUCAGGGAGUAGGUACCAGAACUGUUUGAGGGAGAUUCGAAGCCGUGGUGGUGAUGUUGAAGACAAGGAGAAAGGUGUGAAGAUUGAGAAGAAAGAUUGGGAGAGAUUGAAUCUUCAUAUUGCUUCUCAUAACAAUUUUCCUACUGCUGCUGGCUUAGCUUCCUCAGCUGCUGGAUUUGCUUGUCUAGUUUUUUCUCUUGCAAAGUUGAUGAAUGUGGAGGAAGAUCCAAGCCAGCUUUCUGCGAUAGCCAGGCAAGGUUCAGGGAGUGCUUGCCGUAGUUUAUUUGGUGGAUUUGUCAAGUGGAAAAUGGGGAGCAAGGACGAUGGAAGUGACAGCGUUGCAGUUCAACUUGCUGAUGAGAAGCAUUGGGAUGAUCUUGUUAUCAUCAUUGCUGUGGUGAGUUCACGCCAGAAGGAAACGAGCAGCACCUCUGGAAUGCGUGAAAGUGUUGAGACGAGUUUGCUUUUACAGCACAGAGCAAAAGAAGUUGUGCCAAAACGGAUUGUGCAAAUGGAGGAAGCUAUUAAAAACCGAGAUUUUGCAUCUUUUACCCAAUUGAGCUGCACAGACAGUAAUCAGUUUCAUGCUGUUUGUCUAGAUACAUCUCCACCCAUAUUUUACAUGAAUGACACCUCCCACAGGAUAAUUAGCUUAGUUGAAAAGUGGAACCGUUCUGAAGGGACUCCACAGGUUGCUUACACAUUUGACGCUGGCCCAAAUGCUGUACUGAUUGCUCGCAACAGAAAGGUAGCUGUUCAACUUCUCCAGGGGCUUCUCUACUAUUUCCCUCCUAAGUCUGACACUGACAUGAAGAGUUACGUAGUGGGAGACAAUUCGAUUCUAAAGGAGGCAGGAUUAGAUGGAGAAAACAGUGUAGAGAAUCUGCAACCUCCACCUGAAAUUAAAGACAACAUCGGAACACAGGAUCAAAAAGGAGAAGUCAGUUAUUUUAUCUGCACUAGACCUGGAAGGGGUCCCGUCGUGCUUCCCGACCAAACUCAAGCUCUUCUCGAUCCGGAAACUGGUCUUCCCAAGUGAGCAUUGUCUCUGCUUCCAUCCUUUUAACUGCAAGUUUAAGAAGCAUAUAUUUGUGGCAGAAGCUUUGUUGUUAAUUGUUAUCUACUGCUAGCUUUCUUAAUACCAAUAAAAAAUUUAUAAAAAAUUCAUUGUUAUUGUUUUA
Brassica oleracea var. oleracea is the source of this 1510-nucleotide messenger RNA. RefSeq names its product diphosphomevalonate decarboxylase-like. The transcript is spliced from 9 exons. The record is from RefSeq and is a predicted model, not a curated record. Gene Ontology annotation, molecular function: ATP binding; diphosphomevalonate decarboxylase activity. Gene Ontology annotation, biological process: isopentenyl diphosphate biosynthetic process, mevalonate pathway; isoprenoid biosynthetic process. Lineage: Eukaryota; Viridiplantae; Streptophyta; Magnoliopsida; Brassicales; Brassicaceae. Bases 109 to 1368 code for a protein of 419 amino acids. Gene Ontology annotation, cellular component: cytosol.